This is a messenger RNA of Homarus americanus (American lobster), 2427 nucleotides long. RefSeq lists its product as uncharacterized. Gene Ontology annotation, biological process: synapse organization. The record is from RefSeq and is a predicted model, not a curated record. Bases 484 to 2004 code for a protein of 506 amino acids. The transcript has 8 exons. Lineage: Eukaryota; Metazoa; Arthropoda; Malacostraca; Decapoda; Nephropidae. Gene Ontology annotation, cellular component: neuron projection membrane.
UCGUGGAGGGUAGACGUGUUGCUCCCGAGCCUCCGUGAGGCGGCGUCCGCAACUUCUGGGGAGUUUUCUUCCCGACCCUCGACGGACUUUGUAGUAGAUGUAGUUAUUACGGUGUCGUGUUACGCCGUUUAUUGAGUAAUGGUGUCCAUUUCCUGUUCUCACUUAACUUCUACAACCCUGAUGUAUCUCAGUUUUGUGUACGAUCUGAAUAAUAAUAAUAAUAAUGAUACCUUAAUGAAAAGUGACGGUUAUUCUAGUACACUGAAUGCAGCUUGAAACUCACCCACCCAAAUAUUGCCGCGAACAACAUUUUAAGAAACAAACGCAAAACUUUCUCUCAUAGAUCUAUUUACGACCGUGAACAUCCUGACACCCUUAACUCAGAGGACGAAGACGUAGGGAAAAAGAAAGAGAGAAAGAAACUCGAAUCGACAGGGUAGGGCAAGAGGGGCCUCCUACCACCUACUUGACGGGGGGGACAUCAUGAUAUUAGGAGGAAUGAGGAGACCUUGGCUGCUGUUCGUAGGAUGUGUCCCAGUCAUCCUCAGCUUCCUAGGUGUGGUGGAGGCUGAGACACUACCUACCCUCACCCUCCACCCGUUCACCUACUUCACCUUACCACCUCCCCCUGCCUCCACACCCCUCCCCUCCUCCACACCAACCUAUCCCAUCAUCCCUGAAACUAAUAGUUCCUCCUCCCCAAUCCUCAUUUUCCCCAUCUCCUCCUCCUCCUCCUCCUCCUCUUCCUCUUCGUCUUCCUCAUCCUCCUCCGUGUCUCCUAGAGGAUCCCCAGAGCCUUUGGAGGACGGGCAAGAUGAGAAGGAAGGAAAGCAGGAAGAGGAGGAAGGGGAAGAAGGGGAAGAAGCCAAGGGGGAGGUGAGGGAGCCUUACUUCGCCAACCCCAACACCUCUGUCAGCGUCCACCUGGGGAGUAAGGCCACUCUAGACUGCACCGUCCAUGACCCAGCAAACCAUUCGGUGUCAUGGAUGGAACAAAUGGACGAUAAACUAGAGCUGCUCACCUGGGACUCAUACACCUACGCUAAUGACAAGAGGUACUCGCUGGUUCAGACGGUCGGCGACAGAUGGCAGCAGUGGCAGCUAGUGAUACGUGACGCCCAGCUGGAUGACCAAGGACAAUACCGCUGCCUCCUAACCGCUGAGCCUCCUAUGGUACACUUCAUCACCCUCAACGUCAUUGCUCCCCGGGCCCGCUUGGUGGACGAGAGGGGGACGGAGGUACUGGAGAAGCACUACAACAGCGGCAGUAUGAUCGAGCUGAUGUGUCUCAUAGAGAAAGUGCCCUUCCCCCAUGGCCCCGUCACCUGGCGCAGAGGAGCCACCGUCCUCACCUACAACACCUCCAGGGGCGGCAUCAGCGUGAAGGGAGAUCCCAGCUCCGGAUACAUCAGGAGCCGCCUGUAUGUCGCUGACGCCUCGCCCUCAGACUCCGGCGUGUACUCCUGCUGGUACAGUAACUACACCAGCGACGCCCUCACCGUGCAUGUGAUAGCUGGCGAAAACUCGGCAGCGAUGCAACAUGACGCUCUGCCAGACACCAGCAGCCAAUCGCCUCCCUACGCUUCCUCCACCACCUGUCUCACCAGCUGCACCACCCAUCUGUAUCUCCUGCUAGCCGUUGCCACCUGCCUCGCCACCUGCGCCACUACCACCUGCCAGACCCUCACCUCCUGGUUCAUUGCCACCGUCUGUUUGGGGAUAACCACUUUCUGGACUAAAACCAUCUGCCAGGACUUAACCAUCUGGUUCAUCACAGGAAUCCACAGCUGGUUGGCUAAUUGGGCAGUUAUUUUGACCACCACCUGUCAAGAGUGGGUUGCUGUCAUAAUAACCACCUGUUGGGGCAUAUGCCAAUGGGUACACAGGUGGCUAGGGACCUUGGCCUCCACCUGUGUUAAGAACAGCUGGUCUCUGCAGGAUGGUCGGCAGAUGGUCGUGAGUGGCAGGAGGAGGAGCAGCAGUAGGUCUCCCUCUACCAGAUGAUCACACCAGCUGACUCCUGUUGAUUUAAGCUUUUGAUAUCUGGGUCUAUAAACUCGUGUGUGUGUGUGUGUGUGUGUGUGUGUGUGUGUGUGUGUGUGUGUGUACUCAUAUAUGUGUUUAAGUGUGUGAAAGUUUGUGUACAUACAUUAUACUCACAUUUGUGUUCAUACUUACAUGUGGGUGCGUGUAAAGUAACAUGCGUGUGUGUUAUUCAAGUGAAUGUAUACUGUGUGUGUGUGUGUGUGUGUGUGUGUGUGUGUGUGUGUGUGUGUGUGUGUGUGUGUGUGGAUGUUCACGAGUAUGGUUGUGUGUAUACAUAUCUGUUGUUCUCUGUGGCAGUCACACUCAAUACUCACCACCAGCUCUUGUUGUAUACAGUAUAUCAUGUAUGGAUUAAUGUUUGUACAUACAACAUCCAGAAGA